Austrofundulus limnaeus is the source of this 7931-nucleotide messenger RNA. RefSeq names its product ATPase plasma membrane Ca2+ transporting 2 (gene atp2b2). Gene Ontology annotation, molecular function: P-type calcium transporter activity; ATP binding; ATP hydrolysis activity. NCBI's taxonomy places the organism in Eukaryota, Metazoa, Chordata, Actinopteri, Cyprinodontiformes, Rivulidae. The record is from RefSeq and is a predicted model, not a curated record. Gene Ontology annotation, biological process: regulation of cytosolic calcium ion concentration; calcium ion transmembrane transport. Gene Ontology annotation, cellular component: postsynaptic density membrane; intracellular membrane-bounded organelle; plasma membrane.
UGUUUGGUUGAGGCAGUGAUGGACUCGCUCCACCUGGACGCAGCAGCAGCUGCGCGCUAAAACUGGACCUGGGAAGUAUGCAGACGCCUCGGCGACGCGCGUCGUGACCUCACGAGGAGCUCCGAAUCGCGCUCGAUUUUUCCGCUUCGACUCGUCGUCAGAGCCUCGAAAUUCGGUAUCUAUCUUCAUCUUGGCGCACCUGCUCCCACCCCUCCUCCUCCUCAUCCUCCUCCUCCUCCUCCCCUGUCCCUACACAGGAACAGCAGAAAGCAGCGGUGAUGGGGAGGACCACCAUGUAGAGGCGAAGAGGCAACGGAGGCACGAGCAGAAUAGCAGCAAUGGGAAGCCACACAUGGAGUGGGUCUGGACUGCAGCCGUGGUGAGCCUGAGACCUACAGGACUUGAAACCACCAUUUUUGCCCUUCUCAGGACCUAACCACUGGGGCUGUCCAGUGCUUACCUGGAUGCUCCCCACUUGUGAUUUGUCACCCAGUUUUCUCCCCCUGCUCCGUCACUCUCCUUCCUCCGCUUCUGUUUCUUCUUUUGGAUGGUUUUUGGUCUGUUGAAAUCAUUUUUUUUCCUGAAACGAAGGCUGCUCAUCCAUUUACCCCCCUUUGGAUAUUUCCUCACCUUUUUUGUUCUUUUUAACCGCCUUCAUUAACCCACAAGAGGUAUUUUUCUCCCUUUUUUUGGGUCAGUGUUGCUUGCUUCAAACCAAUUUUGGAUGUCUUUUUCUUUUCGAUGAGCCCAAGCUCUGUUGUGCAAUUGUUUUUGUUCUUUAAGCAAUAACAAACACUAACAUAACUGACUUGAUUAGCUGACAUCAUGGGGGACAUGUCGAAUAGCGAUUUUUAUGCCAAGAACCAAAGAAACGAGGGCAACCAUGCAGCGGGCUUCGGCUGCUCGCUCAUGGAGCUGCGUUCGUUGAUGGAGCUGCGUAGCACAGAGGCGGUGGCCAAGCUCCAAGAGGACUAUGGAGGAGUAGAGGGACUGUGCAAAAGAUUGAAAACAUCACCUACUGAAGGACUGGCCGGUGUCCAAACUGACCUGGACAAGAGAAAAGAAAUAUUUGGUAGAAACCUGAUACCUCCAAAAAAGCCAAAAACCUUUAUACAGCUGGUAUGGGAGGCCCUGCAGGACGUUACCCUCAUUAUCCUGGAGAUCGCUGCCCUCAUCUCACUGGGACUCUCCUUCUACCACCCGCCAGGGGAGACCAGCGGAGAGUCAUGCGGUGCAGCGGCAGGUGGAGUGGAGGAUGAGGGUGAGUCAGAUGCUGGCUGGAUUGAGGGCGCCGCCAUACUCUUGUCCGUAGUGUGUGUAGUUCUAGUGACAGCCUUUAACGACUGGUCGAAAGAGAAGCAAUUCCGAGGGCUCCAAAGCCGCAUCGAGCAGGAGCAGAAAUUCCAGGUGGUCCGUGGGAGCCAGGUCAUACAGCUGCCUGUGGCUGAUAUAGUAGUAGGGGACAUCGCACAGAUCAAAUAUGGUGAUCUUCUUCCUGCCGAUGGAGUGUUGAUUCAGGGAAACGACCUAAAGAUUGAUGAGUCGUCACUGACUGGGGAGUCCGACCAUGUGAAGAAAUCUGCAGACAAGGACCCCAUGCUGUUGUCUGGAACACAUGUGAUGGAGGGGUCAGGGCGAAUGGUGGUGACAGCUGUUGGUGUCAAUUCCCAGACUGGGAUUAUCUUUACCCUACUGGGGGCAGGUGGAGAGGAAGAAGAAAAGAAAGAAAAGAAAGGAGAGGCGGUCGAAGACGGACAUCAGAACACAGACUGCUCCCAUCCCCCUAUCCACCCCAUUGCAACCAUUGCCACGGAUGGGGCUGCGGGCAUUAAUGCCCCUGGCAGUGCCAACUUUAUUAAUGGUAAAAUGCAGGAUGGCAAUUUGGAGAGCAACCAGAUAAAAGUGAAGAAGCAGGAUGGAGCAGCUGCCAUGGAGAUGCAGCCUCUGAAGAGCGCUGAAGGCGGCGAGGCCGACGAGAAAGAGAGGAAGAAAGUGUCAGCUCCCAAGAAGGAGAAGUCUGUGCUGCAAGGGAAGCUGACCAAACUCGCAGUCCAGAUUGGGAAAGCAGGUUUGCUCAUGUCAGCUAUCACGGUGAUCAUCUUGGUCCUGUAUUUUGCCAUCGACAACUUUGUCCUGAAGAAGCGACCUUGGAUGCCAGAGUGUACUCCCAUCUACAUCCAGUACUUUGUCAAGUUUUUCAUCAUUGGUGUGACUGUGUUGGUGGUGGCUGUACCAGAGGGGCUUCCACUGGCUGUGACCAUCUCGCUGGCAUACUCUGUCAAGAAAAUGAUGAAAGACAACAAUCUUGUGCGUCACCUGGAUGCCUGUGAAACAAUGGGCAAUGCAACGGCCAUCUGCUCAGACAAGACUGGCACGCUAACCACCAACCGCAUGACGGCUGUGCAGUGCUACGUAGGAGAUGUUCACUACAAAGUCAUUCCUGAUCCUGGUGUAUUACCACCCAGAUCACUGGAGCUCCUUGUCAACGCCAUCUCUAUCAACAGUGCCUAUACUACAAAGAUACUGCCCCCGGAUAAGGAAGGUGGUCUGCCAAAGCAGGUUGGAAACAAAACAGAGUGUGGUCUGCUGGGACUGGUCUUGGACCUGCAGCGGGACUACCAACCAAUAAGGAACCAGAUCCCCGAGGAGAAGCUUUAUAAGGUCUACACUUUUAACUCAGUCAGGAAGUCCAUGAGCACCGUCAUUAAACUUCCUGAUGGGAGCUUCCGCAUGUACAGCAAGGGAGCCUCGGAGAUUGUUCUCAAAAAGUGCCCGAUGCCAUUCAAAAGUGCCAGCGUGCAGGCAUCACUGUGCGCAUGGUGACCGGAGACAACAUAAACACAGCCAGGGCCAUAGCCAUCAAAUGUGGGAUCAUCCAUCCAGGAGAGGACUUCCUCUGCAUUGAUGGCAAAGAGUUCAACAGGAGGAUCCGCAAUGAGAAAGGAGAGGUGGAGCAGGAACGGAUUGACAAGGUUUGGCCUAAACUCCGAGUCCUGGCCAGAUCCUCGCCCACUGACAAACACACACUUGUCAAAGGCAUUAUUGAUAGCACAAUGGUCGAUCAGAGGCAGGUUGUGGCCGUGACAGGCGAUGGGACCAACGACGGACCUGCUUUGAAGAAAGCAGAUGUCGGUUUUGCCAUGGGUAUAGCCGGUACAGAUGUGGCCAAGGAGGCUUCAGAUAUCAUCCUCACUGAUGACAACUUCAGCAGCAUUGUGAAAGCAGUUAUGUGGGGCCGAAACGUCUACGACAGCAUUUCCAAGUUUCUUCAGUUCCAGCUCACUGUCAACGUCGUGGCUGUUAUAGUAGCUUUCACUGGUGCUUGUAUCACACAGGAUUCUCCGCUCAAAGCAGUGCAGAUGUUGUGGGUCAACCUAAUCAUGGACACCUUUGCGUCUCUGGCCCUGGCGACAGAACCUCCCACAGAGUCUCUGCUGAGGAGGAAGCCGUACGGCCGCAAUAAGCCCCUCAUCUCCAGCACCAUGACCAAGAACAUCUUAGGCCACGCGGUCUACCAGCUCAUUCUCAUCUUCACGCUGCUUUUUGUCGGAGAGAAGAUAUUUGAUAUCGACAGCGGCCGUGACGCUCCCCUCCACUCUCCUCCGUCUGAGCAUUACACCAUCAUCUUCAACACCUUCGUCAUGAUGCAGCUGUUUAAUGAAAUCAACGCUCGCAAAAUACACGGAGAGAGGAAUGUGUUUGAUGGUAUCUUCAGGAACCCAAUUUUCUGCUCCAUUGUUUUUGGUACAUUUGCUAUGCAGAUUGUGAUUGUGCAGUUCGGAGGGAAGCCCUUCAGCUGUCAACCUCUGAACCUGGAAAAGUGGAUGUGGUGCAUCUUUCUCGGAAUGGGAGAGCUUGUCUGGGGACAGGUGAUAGCAACCAUACCAAACAGCAAGCUGCGCUUCCUGCGUCGAGCUGGCCAGUUAACUCAGAAAGAUGAGCUACCUGAGGAGGAUGUAAACGAGGAAAACGAUGAGAUCGACCAUGCAGAGAGGGAGCUGAGGAGAGGACAGAUCCUGUGGUUUAGAGGUCUAAAUCGCAUUCAGACUCAGAUCCGAGUUGUGAAUGCAUUCCGUAGCUCCCUUUACGAAGGCCUUGAAAAACAAGACUCCAGAACAUCCAUACACAACUUCAUGACCCACCCAGAGUUUAGGAUAGACGACUCCACACCCAGCAUCCCGCUCAUCGACGACACGGACGACGACUCCGCUCGGAAGAGGGGGAAGUACUCCAGCCAGCCCUCGUCCCCGAACAAGAACAACAAUGCCAUCGACAGCGGCAUCAACCUCACGAUCGACAUCAGUAAAUCCGCCGCGUCCUCCAGCCCCGCCAGUCCUCUGCACAGCUUGGAGACCAGCCUCUAACCCCCGACGCUAACCUCGGCUCCAACCUCCGAAGUCGUUCCCCUGCGGUCCAGGGACACCUCUUCCAGCUUGUCCAGACCUGUAACUGCUACUGUCCACCUUAUCACCAGUUCUCAUCUUCUCAACCCCAAAAAACACCAUUCCACCCCUCGAGAAAGGUCAGGUCCAAUGGAACAAAUACUUAUUUAUUCAUGUAACCUUAAUUCCGUAAACAUUUCCUCUCCUUUUAAAAAAAUGGAGCAAUUCUUAGUGACAUUGCAAGAUUAAAACAGAAAAACAAAACUAUCAUACAAUCCAUAAAGCUCAAUAAAGCCACAAAACCGACACAGCCAUCCUGAUUUUGUGGUUGCAUGUAUGGUGGCAGCCUUGACGGCGUGCAGGACUCGACGCUUGUACCGGUUAGCAUGUACUGUAUGAGCGUGCAGCUGAAUGCACGUUUGGACGAACUGCGUCAGCGGAGGACAACAAAGAGGGGAGAGGGGAGACCACCGAGGAGCGUAGACCGCAAAACAGACCUUUCUUGCUCUCCGGAAACUCCUUUUCUUCAGUAAUAAUAUUGUUAAUACAGAUACGGUAAUAGUUUAAUUUAAAUUGAAAACUGUUGUUAUUAUUCUAACUCUGGUUCUGAUUAUUAUUGCUAUUAUUCUUAUUGGUCCUGCAUGAAUGUACAUUACCCAAGUUUAUUUAAAGAAAAGGUUUAUUUUAUUGAAGUCAUUUGGUUUUGACGGGCUGGGCCUCGUGGUGGACUGCAAAUUGUGAGAGAAAAAAAACAAAACAAAACAGACGAAUGAGGAAAAAAAAAACAGCUUCUCUGAGUUCCUGGCCUGCAAAGUUCCCUCUUCUGUGUGGCAUGAACAUGUACUGGACUCUAAAGAAUUAUAUCACCCAUAAACAGAAUGGAAUCGGUAGGGCCAAACUUGCACAGUAGUUUUUGCACCUGUUGAAAAAGAGGAAGGCAAAAUCAAAAUAGCAAUGAUAGCUUUUAUGGGAUAUAUUCUAUACAUAUACAUUCAUGAAAAAUAUAUUUAGAGAGAGUUUAUCUUUGUUGGCAUGUUGCCUUGUUUCUGCUUUAAUGGCUCAAGUUACUUUUGACUUAUUUAUGUCUUAAACAGAAUGUAAUUGUUUACAACCUUGUAGAGAUCAAUUUCCUGGUUUUUUUAAAAGGAGGAGGGUCAAGUAGGAGCUCAGAUUUGUGUUGACUUAUUGUUCUARGGGGCGCAGGGGAUGACGUGCUGGAAAUUACUGCUAUAUUGUUAAACAAUGUAGAUAUUUUUAGAGGAUUAACAACAAAAAGAAACCAAACUACAAAGAGAUGCAUAGUACAGUACGUGUGAAAUCUUAGUAUUACUAAAUGAUUGUUGGGAUCAAAUAAGAGCGGCUUGCCUUUGUUUAAUUUCUUAACGAAUGCCUCCUUUUCGUGACAGAGGAGGAUAUUUGAUUCUUUUUUCAAUCUCUAUUUUUUUUAAACUGUAUUUUAUUUUUGCUUCGCUUCAGCGCUGACCUGGGGUCAGUGCUCGAGUAACAGGUUGAUAUUUAUUGAUUGAUUUACUGACGGUCCAAGCCUGAUUUAUUGAACUGUCCUGUAGGUAAACCUGCUUGUUUUAAGGAUUUGAUGUUUCAAAGAUUCCAUCCAAAGACUGCAGCUGUAUUCAGAGUUUGCAAAAUUUCUAUUCGGCUUACUGUACCACAAGAAAAGCAGACACAUUUUUGGUUGAAAUUGCAAUAUUUUAUGUAAUUAGUUUUUUUGUUUCCUUAUUUUUUUAAUCAAUAUUCCAGUUUAUAUKUAUUUGUUUUCAUCUAGAUACAUGCAGCCCCACCAAGCUGUUGGCAUUUUUACCAUCUAUAAAAAAACUGAAAAACUACAUAAAAACACCAAAACAAAUAACAACAAAAAAGGAAUGCUGCUUUGACUCUUUCUAUAUAUAUAAAUAUAUAUAUAUACUAAAAAAAAAGAUUUUCUGCACUAUCUGGUUAUGAAUGAAAUCUUCUGUGGUGUAWCUUUAGAUGUGCUUUUGUGUGUUUUAACCAAGCUUGUCUUCCUGCCGUCACAGAAUAUACAGUACUCUAGCAUCUCAACUGUACUCACUAGUUGUAAACUAUUUAUUGUACUUUGACCAAUCACCAGAGUGAAGUUACAUGCAGAAGGCACAUUUAACUCAUUUUAUUGCACUCAGAGGGACAAGGCCACCUAACUAGCCUCAACUAUUAUUACUCUAACUAAUCAAAGUCAGUGGCAAGCAUGAUGUGAUACAGUAGGUUCAUUAUGCAACUUGAAAAAAAUCCUAUUUAUUAGAGAGUAUAAGCAAUUAUUUAUCCAAGCAGUUCUACCUAAUUUAUUAUUUUCUUUUUUAUAUCCUCCUCCUCUGUCAUUGUUCAGCUUUAUGAGUCAGCUCAGGCAUGUCAGAAAUGUAACCAUCUGAUUCAUUUUUAUUUUUUUUWAAUUUAAGUUCUGGUUCUGAUGUUCACCUUUAGACACUCUUCAUUUUGUUAUCUUUCAGAUGUUUCAACUUGACAGUUUGUUCAUUUGACGAACAGUUUGUAUAUUUGAUUAAAUGAUUUGACAGUUUGUUUAUUUGUCUGUAAAAACAACAAGAAAAGACAAUAAAUAAAACAAUAAACAUAACUAUAGCAUUUUCAGUUAAAAGAAAUAAAAGAUAAAUAAAAAAAAUCCUUCAGCCAACUUUCUCAAACCACUUUUACAUCUUGAAGGACUUUGAGCUUUAAGAGAAUGCAAUGAGACUGAGGAUAAUUUCUUUUUCUGUUUUUUGUAAAUAGAGCACUGCAGGUCCAGCGUGGGCUGAAGUGAWAAAUAGGAACUACUUUCAACAACUUUACAAAGACUCACGCUGAUGACACGGCUCUGUGGCUGUAUGUAAACAAUCAUCGCUCCUGUCAGAAACAUAAAAACACAUCGUGAUUACAUCCUAAUCAUAACACGUGUUGUACCAUCCUGUCAUWAUGUUAAUGAUGACAUCGAUGAUGAUAUCAAUGAUACUUUUUGCAAUAUACUCUCACCUGCCUCGAUGUACUGUAUUUAGCAGCAUGCAGUUUGUGGAACAAAGAAAAAGAGAAAUGCCAACUCAUAGCUUUUUAUUUUGGCAUACUUAGCCAUUUAUGGGUAAGUGAGUUAAGUGUUCAUCUUGUUUUUAUGAUAUUUUUUUAUCUAUACAAUAAUUGUAAAUAAAGAACUCAAUGUCUUUGUUCAUUUAAUACUAUGCAAAAAGUCAUGCUUUUCUGAUUGUUAACCAUUUUAAUUCUAGAGUGUGCUGCUGAAAUGUUUGUGGUUUUAAACAUAAGUAAAAAUAAGAAAAAAAAACAAGCAAUGUGAUGUAAAUUAUUUCUAGCUUGAAGAAAAGUCAAGUGAUGCUGAAAAUGAUAAAGGUUUAUAAAGCGGUGGCUAUAAUGACAAUGAUGAUGAUGAAGAUGAUGAUGAUAAUGAUGAACUGUGACUCUCUCACUGCUUGACUGUCCCAUUCACCACACUCCUGACAGGAGCACUAGUGAAAACAUAAUAAUCACAAUAAAAAAAGAGAAAAAUCAUUGAAUAAAUUUCCUAGAGCAGCAUGA